CACUAUUUCAUAUUCCAGCAAGAAACAAGAACUCGACUGAGUAAAACAGCGUCAAACAGUCAAACAAUGGCUUCACUCAAAAGAUUAUUAGUUUGUGGAGGUACCGGAUUUUUGGGACGCCGGAUUUGCGAGCAAGCCGUCGCUCAUGGAUGGGCAGUCACUUCUUUGAGCCGGUCAGGAGCUGCUGCAUUUGAAGGUGGAAGAGUGCCGAAAUGGGCAGAAUCGGUCAAGUUUGAAUCAUUCGACAUAUCAAAGGCUUCACCGGAUGAGAUCCGACCUUUGACCGAGGAUUCAGACGCGGUAGUCUACUCGCUCGGUAUUCUGCUCGAGUCGAACUACUACAAGACGUUUGCAAAGAGCCAGUCGCCUCUGGACGGCGUGAGCAAGGUUAUACAGAAGUGGAACCGGAACCCGUUAAAGCAUCGGAUCGAGGACGAAAUAUCGUAUGAGCUGAUGAACCGCGAUCUAGCUGUCAAAUUGGCCAAGGAGACUUCCGCAUCGGCCAAGGUAGAGAAACCUUUCCUCUUUGUGUCUGCGGCCGGUGAGUUCCCGGGAAUCCCGCAGGCGUACUUCAAGACCAAACAGCAAGCAGAGCAGACCAUCUCGACUCUGCCUUCGCUGCGACCAAUAUUUUUGCGACCGGGCUUUAUGUUUGAUCCCUCCAGCUCCAUGACAAUGACGAUGGCGGUGGGUCUCAAAGCUAUAGGGACUGUCAACGAAAUGCUCGGCGGAAACGCUCCUAUAAUUUCCAGAGACGUCUUGAAGCCUUUGUCGACUUCUGUUGUUGCAGGUGCGGCGGUUCAAGCGAUUGAAAGCGAAUCGGUGACUGGCGUUAUCAACCGGGAUGACAUGAUUGAUCUUGCCCGCCAGGCUUCGUUUGCUACUUGAUCUAUUUCAUUGUACAUAUUGUUCUUGUAUAGCGACUCAUAUUCAACAGAGACUAAUAUUAUAUUCAAUAAAACU
Messenger RNA from Myxozyma melibiosi, 963 nucleotides. RefSeq lists its product as uncharacterized. Gene Ontology annotation, molecular function: protein-containing complex binding. Gene Ontology annotation, cellular component: mitochondrion. The transcript is spliced from 5 exons. Bases 67 to 888 code for a protein of 273 amino acids. NCBI's taxonomy places the organism in Eukaryota, Fungi, Ascomycota, Lipomycetes, Lipomycetales, Lipomycetaceae. The record is from RefSeq and is a predicted model, not a curated record.